AUGGAGACCCUCGAUAAAGCCUGGCACACUGCUGCCGAUGCCUUGCGAAAUGAAAUCCACGCAUACCAAUCCUCUCUGAAACAUUGGACCGACUACGGCGAGGAACCGCUGUCGGGAGUCCAAGGUAAAGGGACUGCGACGGAUCCCUACGAUGCCGGCAACCGAGAUGAACAACCCGGCGCUCCUCGCAGUCAACAGAAUACCGCCGUUGUCCCAGAAGCCCUGGCUUCCAUCUCCGCCGACGACCCCAAGAUCACUGGUGGCAGUCGACCGGUUAAUAAGCCUGUAGGUGAUUAUGGGCCCAUGGGAGUCCAAAUGGACUCAAAUCCAAUAGACAAGGUCGUUCCCCAGUCUCGGGUUCCCGAGCAGAGGGACGGUCUGGCCAGUCAAGACCAAGCUGGUGCUGGGGGAUCUCGGAAGUCCGACUAUAUCAACGGGCAACCUGCCAUCUCUGGAGAAGUGGAGGAGGGUCAGAUGUCGGUCAAUAAAGGGCAUAAUCGGAAAUUGAGCCUAGGCAACAAAGAAAGCUACACCGGUGCAGACAUGAAGAAACAUCAAUUGAUGUAUGAACAACGGGUUAGCCAGAGCCAGCCUCCCCUCACGAAUGGCCAAGUCAGCGGCCUGCAUGGCCAGAGGAACGAAGAUGGCUUCGCCAUCAAGUCCAUUGGGUUAUCUACUUCUGGCACACCGGGCACCCCCGGCUCCCCUGACACUACUUCUAGUGCUCCAGCCCAUCCCCCGACCACGUCUAAAGCAAGUGAGGAGGCUCUCAAGGGACCCCAGUGCCCAUCACGAGCACCAUAUGAGUUUGAGAAGGAGUUAGAUGAGAAGCGCAAGAGAAGGUCGAAAUCGGGCAACCGUUCAACCCACAAGCGUGACAGUGGCUAUGGCUCUGGCACUGGUACUGGCACUGGUAUUGGCACGACCACUACCUCUAGCAUGACCACCGAAACCACUGCACGAAAGUCCUCCCCAACCGCAGACAGCCCACCCACCAAGAAUGGCUCAAAGACUGCGAUAGCCACCAUGAAAGAGAAACUCGAGAAAGUGGUACAUUUUGGACAUCACUCGAACAAAUGA
Molecule: messenger RNA, 1080 nt
Organism: Aspergillus tanneri
Lineage: Eukaryota; Fungi; Ascomycota; Eurotiomycetes; Eurotiales; Aspergillaceae
Exons: 3
Coding region: 1-1080 (359 amino acids)
Source: RefSeq, a predicted model, not a curated record